This is a messenger RNA of Zea mays, 2363 nucleotides long. RefSeq lists its product as uncharacterized. The coding region runs from base 1087 to 2040 and encodes 317 amino acids. Gene Ontology annotation, cellular component: endoplasmic reticulum. The transcript is spliced from 2 exons. Lineage: Eukaryota; Viridiplantae; Streptophyta; Magnoliopsida; Poales; Poaceae. The record is from RefSeq and is a predicted model, not a curated record. Gene Ontology annotation, biological process: ubiquitin-dependent protein catabolic process. Gene Ontology annotation, molecular function: ubiquitin protein ligase activity; metal ion binding.
AAGCGGAGCUGUUUUUUUUUCAUUCUCCUCCCUCGUUUAGCCGAGCCGAAUCCCCCCACUCAUUAUAUACCCCUUGACGGAGCCUCCCUCCGAAAUCCGCCUCUCUUGUCAUCAUCGGCCUGCCGCCUGCCCGCCUGCUCCUCCUGCCCCAUUAACGCCGCCGGCUGCCGUGCCGCCGCGUCCUGCUCCCCGCCACCGCGUUCCUCGCCCGAAGCACCGCCGCGGCCUCGCGCCACCGCCCAGAAACCAUCUCCGGGCCUCGUUCGACCGAAGCGCCUUGUGUCAUAUCUCCGCGACCUAGCCGCCGCCCGCCGCCGACGCUGCCGUCGUCGUCAUCCUCGCUGGCGGUGCUGUACCUGCGUGCAGCGCAGAUCCAUCCGAGCUCGGAUUGAUUUCUUCCUUUGCUGGACCUGCCAGCUUGCCGAAUCCCAUGUUUUGCAAGUUUUUUUAGAACUCGAACAGUAUUCUAUUUUCUUCCCGAGGCAAUUUCGAGCUGGCAAUAAUAGUUCUAACCUUGAACAAGGAGCCAAGUCUUGGAGUCAAUAUUUUAUGCUGCCAUGCACAUUUCAUAUAAGGUAGUGGUUCCAUUUCCUUGCUGACAUAAGUUUCCUUAUCUCUGAUAGCUAGAUUAUUGGAUAACUUGUCGAUGGCACAAAAAGUAGCACGCGGAUAACCAUAACAAAGGGGACAGAAACAAAGCACAAAAGUUGUAGGCCCCAGUACAAAAGGGAUAGAAUCAAUGACUGCUGCUGACGCACACUACACUACUAGGUACUAAAAUAUUAGAAUCAUCACUGCUGACUCGGUCUACUAGGAAAGACGAUGGAUUCUUGGGUAAAAGCGCAACCAGCAUAGACUCUCAUGGACAUUUGCCUAUUAACACGUUUUGGAGAUUUACCUAACAUCUGCUUCAGUUGUCACACUUGUUCAAUGUAUUCGGACAGACUCUCUAGGACCGGGAUGGUGUGGUGUGCGCCUAAAAGCUGCUUACUACGUGGACCCCUCUAUUUAGUUCGAUCGUUAUUGCCUAUUGUCUCUACUAGCUUCGUCUCUGCCUCAUAAAUCAGCAUAUAUUAAAAAGUAGAAAUGUGGUUGGUGAUUCGCUUCGUUGCUUCCAGUCUUCUUGAGCUCUGCUCUGGCAUGUUGCUUUAUCAAUUGUAUGUAUUCCUACUGACGUCCUUUGCUUUCUCCGUCUUUUGCAGUACUGUCAUAACCGAACUAAAACAGUUUCUGAGAGGAAGCAUCGCGAUUGCCAUGGAAGCUGGGAGAAUGGAUCAGCCAUUUAUGGCUGCUAUCAAUAGCCAGCCUUUCGUGGAGGAUAUUGAGCCAGUGAAGAAAGCCAGUGGGGACAUGCCUGCGACAACAGGAAGCGGAUGCUUCGAAUGCAACAUCUGCCUUGAUUUUGCAUCAGAACCAGUGGUUACUUUCUGUGGUCAUCUCUACUGCUGGCCUUGUAUCUACGAGUGGCUGCGCCCUGGGGUGGAGUCAGCUGCCAGCGACAACAGCAGUUCGGCAAGGCGGCAAUGUCCUGUAUGCAAGGCAACACUCUCAACGGACACCCUUGUGCCACUAUACGGCCGUGGAGGCAACUCAAAGAAGUCACUUGAUGGCAUGGCCAUCCCGCGCCGCCCCAUGGUACACCGGGAGACUGUUGAGGAGCAACAGAAUGCACAGAGCAAUGUCAAUGACCAGCACUACCACCAGAGCAUGGAAGACAACUCUCAGCGCCAGCCAUUGCUGCAAGCGCACCACCAUCCCAUUCCCACUGGGUUUGACUUCAUCUACCCUCCAGCACCAGUAGGGCGUGGCUUGAUCCACUCAACUGCCGGAGGGGUGCUCGGAGGGAUGGCAGAGAUUGUGCUUCCCUUGGCGCUCCGUGGCCAGAUGCCAGCGAGCUUGUACUACACGAAUCCAUACCAUGCUGCGACGCAGAACGUGAACCCCAGGCUGAGGCGGCAUCAGAUGGAAAUCGAGAGGUCCCUGCACCAGAUCUGGUUCUUCCUCUGUGUGUUUGUGGUGCUGUGCCUGCUCUUGUUCUGAGACAAGACUAUUCUAUACACCUCUUUGUAGAUAUUGAAAGUGGGAGGGGGAUACUAAUGGAUGAUGCGUAUAGUAAACAGGGUAAUGGUCUGUGUCGACAGGCAUGUGCUUAAGCAUGCUGAUGUAGAGUUGUAAUAUGAUGAGACACGGAGGUGAAAUGCAUAUUUCAUUCUUCUCUAUCACUGUCGGCCUGUUAGGUUGCCUACCUGACAUCUUCAUGUUAGGUUUAGCAUCAUCUGUUGUGUAUUGGUUGGUGUCACUGCCAAGGGCCUUUUGAUUUGUAUAUAAAUAGAAAAUGAUGGUUUGUCUACCAAUUUCUGCUC